CACUCACACGAUUUAGCGUCCGCGUGCAAAAUUUUACUGUGUACUUUUGUCUCAAGUACGACGCGAGUGCCAUGUCGAUACGUUUUGGAAGUGGAUUUCGUUUAACCUGACGAUGUUAUAUAUAAAAAAUAACAUUUAUAGUAGGAAUGUUAACUGUCGCAGUUUACGUGAAUAUGGCCUCUGUUCUCGGUUCAGUCGUUUCGUUCAGUGAUUAGUUAUAGUGUUUGGUUGGUUUUGUGUUGUUUCUCAGGGUAUUAGGAGUAUUGGUGACCAAAGAGUGCAGAAUAACUGGUCUUUUGACACCUCGAAUGCUGACCGAAAUCACAGUUUGUUACUGAAGGGAGGCGAACGCGGUGGAGUCACGGUUUUUUCCGGAUGUUGAUGCAUGUCGUAGUAGUAGGUGGUAUACAAUUCGGAAGUGGUGUUUGCUAUGGUACUAACAAGGCUAGAACUUCUCCCCUUGUCAGUAUUCGUUCUUCUGCCUGGCACGUUUAUCAUCACCUAUCUGAUUGCCAUACUCCUGGGCCAUGUGGAAGUGGAGUUCCCUUACAUCAGUGACAUGGGUACUCAUCCCCCUGAGAGUUGUAUCUUUAGCCAACUACUCAACAUCUGUUCCCUCCUCUUGGUGGGUACAGUUUAUGUCCGUUACAAGCAAAUUGAACAGUAUUACCGUGACCACCUGAGCCAGGAGUCUCCUCGUGUGCUCCGACUCAACCGGAUUUCUCUGUGGCUUGGUUGUGUUGCUUCCCUAGGCGUCUCCAUCGUUGGAAAUUUUCAGGAGACAGAGGUGCUGACGGUGCAUGUAUUUGGUGCAUUCCUUGCCCUUGGCAUAGGGACCCUCUACACAUGGGUACAGACGGCAAUGAGUUUUCGCAUGCAACCCCUGGUGAACAGCCUGACUGCAGCACGCUUCAGGCUCGGUAUCUCGGUGCUAGCUACAGCUGCCUUUCUCUCCACUGCGGUGACAGCUCCUCUCUCGAUUGCCAGAUUUCAUGGACGGGACAAGACCAAGUGGGGGCCAGACGAUGGUGGAUAUCGUCUCCACUUGGCCAGCACAGUGUCUGAGUGGUUGCUGGCAUUUACUGUGAACCUCUACAUCCUCACCUUUGUGCGUGAACUUCACCAUAUUUAUCUUGAGUCACCAAAGGUGCUGUUUCUGUCGCAUGGCAUUCACCCAUCUACGUCAUCUGAAGUGUACCACACUCAAGAGCAACUGGAGGUUCCACAUCCUGACGUAUACUUCAUUAGCACAGCCUCGGAGAAUGCAGCUGUGCACUGACCUAAGUCACAAGGGCAGCAUUUGCGGGUCUCUGCAAGGAAUACGAGCGCAGCAGUGAAAUAUAAUGGUGAAGAGCAAUGGGUUUGCUAGGUCUCACAUCUGGGCCCUCUUUUCAUCCACACGAUGCUGCCCAGUGUCAUCCUGAGAACUCUCCAUCCGCAGUCUGGUUUGCAUUCCAAAUAACGCAAGUGAUGUAUACUUAAUAUGUGUGCACGGGAAAAUGAUACAUUUCCUCUUGCGACUUCUAUAACAUCCAACAAGUAUGUGGUUGCUGACAUUUCAGGCUAUUAGCUGGCAUUGGCCUAGUGUGGUCUUUUGCAUUCUACAUAAUGUGAUUAUCUUCUAAUGGUCUGAAGAUCUUAGAGGAAUAUAUUUUUCUGAGAGGUAGAUAAUUUUUGCUUCCCACUGUUGUUGGGGUGACCUCUGUAAAUUGUAUCAUAAUUGAUCUUUUAUAUUUUUUCCCUAGAACUUUUAUUUGUGUGCUGCACAAUUUUAGGACAUUUGCAAGGGCUUUGCUUCUCCAGCACAUUGCAGUGAAACUGCCUCGACACGAUGAAGCUAAGCAAUAACUCAAGCCAAAAUUGUCCUGGUAACCGGAAAAGCCUGUUUGUACUCCUGCUUAUGUUCCAAGCUUUUCCAGGUAUAGAGGAAUUGCUGAUUUGAAGUUGCACAAGAAUAACCACGUGUGACUUGAGCAUGCGCUGACAAGCACUUUGAUCUAUUGUAACCUCACUUCUCUUACAUGACAAUGUUCGGUAUGUUUAGAUUUUAAUUGCCUAUGCAACUGGACAUCCAGUUCUACAGUGUUCUAGCUGUUUUAUUAUGAUAUGAGCUGAUUUAUUAUAGUUAGAGUUCCUUGGUUUGGCAUUUUAGUAUCCAGCAUCGGGGAUACAACUCUUGAACUAGGAAAGUGCAGUAAACUAAUAUUAAUAAACAUAACUAUGGAAAGUUAAUCUGUUACAGGAAUAAAAUAUUGUGGAACAUG
Ornithodoros turicata is the source of this 2264-nucleotide messenger RNA. RefSeq names its product DNA damage-regulated autophagy modulator protein 2-like. The record is from RefSeq and is a predicted model, not a curated record. NCBI's taxonomy places the organism in Eukaryota, Metazoa, Arthropoda, Arachnida, Ixodida, Argasidae. The transcript is spliced from 7 exons. The coding region runs from base 431 to 1279 and encodes 282 amino acids.